AUGGACGACGACAUUUCCGCCUCGUUUGGCUUUGGAUCGUUUGGAAAGCAGAAGAAACAGAAAAAGGACGAGACUCCGCUGUUCGAUGACAUCCGACGGCCAGUGGAUUCAGGUCCCAGUCCCGCUCUUGAGCGCUCAGUCCCGUCACCUGGCCCCUCCAAACCUCUGCCAACAAAUUCCUCGGAUUCAGUACGCCCCCCGCGCGUAGAAGACGACGACGACGCGGAUGAAUAUGGUAAUGACGAUGAAGACGACGCAGGAAACGCGUCGCUCUUCCCCAUCUCCCACGAGGCCACGCUCAAAGAGCACAAAAAGGUCGUCACCGCGCUCGCGUUGGACUCGUCUGGCGCACGCUUUGCAACGGGCUCGCACGAUUACGAUGUAAAACUAUGGGAUUUUGGUGGUAUGGGUGGUGGCGUUGGAAGGCCGUUCAAGUCAUUUGAGCCGGCAGAAAACUAUUAUGUCAACGACCUCAAGUACUCAGUAGCUGGCGACCAGUUACUGGUGAUUUCAGGAACAACUCAGGCUAAAAUAUACGACCGUGAUGGUGAAGAACUUCAGACGUACAUCAAAGGGGAUCCAUACAUCCGGGACAUGAAGAACACUGCGAUAUGGGAUGUCGAGAACAAAAGAAAGCAGAAGACGGUCAUUGUGGUCAAAUCCAAAGAACGUGGGGCAAGAACGAAAAUAUCCAGUUGCUCUUAUUCGCACGAUGGUUCGUUGAUCGCCGCGGCUUGCCAUGAUGGUGCACUCCACUUAUGGUCGACGAGCUCCAAUUUUGUUCGCCCCAACAUGUCGAUGGAAAAUGCACACGCCAAGGGGACGGACACGAGUUCCCUUGUACUUUCUAUGGAUGGGAGAACCCUGCUCACUCGAGGAGGCGACGAUACAGUCAAGACCUGGGAUAUUCGGGCAUUCAAGAAACCACUCUACACCGUCGGCGGCCUGACCAAUCUCUACCCAGGUAUGAAUGCCAUUUGGAGCCCUGACGAGAAGCACGUCGUUGUUGGAUCCGGGACACCCCCAGUGAAUGGACGCGCAGCAGGCGGAAGAUUAUUAUUCCUCAAACGGGAGGGAUUGACAGUUGCCGAGCAAAUCGAUAUGAGCAGCUGCGUAGUCCGAAUAGUUUGGCAUUCCAAGAUCAACCAGAUUUUUACGACUCACGCCGAUGGGUCAGUUCACAUCCUAUAUUCACCGCAUUCGAGCACGAAUGGCGCAAAGCUCCUGAACCGACAACGGGAUAAACGUGGACCGACGAUUGAAGAUGCGUCUGCCGCGCUGCAAAUGGCACCAAUUGUCGCACCCGACGAAAACUUCCGCGAAGAUGAUUUGAGUGUGUUUGGCGUGGCGGGCACGAAACGCAAGAGGGAGAAGAAUGCUCCGCCGGAUCCACGAAAGGCGUUUAGGCCAGAGUUACCCGUUACGGGUCCCGGUCGUGGUGGACGGGUUGGAGCUAGUGCGACGCAGCAUGUCGUACAGAAUUUGGUGCGGGAUACGAUGAGGGAUGAAGACCCACGAGAGGCAUUGUUGCGCAUUGGAAAGACGGUUGACAAUGAUCCGCAGUGGACCAAAGCGUGGCGAGAAAAUCAGCCCAAGCCAGUGUUCCGCGAGGUCGAAGAGGACGACGAAAAGAGCUAG
Molecule: messenger RNA, 1638 nt
Organism: Serendipita indica DSM 11827
Lineage: Eukaryota; Fungi; Basidiomycota; Agaricomycetes; Sebacinales; Serendipitaceae
Source: the annotation of a GenBank genome assembly